AAAAUUAGUACUCUUAUCAGUAUAAGAGUUUAAUUAGGACCCUCGAGAACUAAUUAAUUAUUGAUUCGAAACCAAGGCCCGCAGCGGAAACCCCUAUUUGGCAGCAGAAGACGCUCAAGCUCAAGCUCAAGCUCAAUCUCAGUGGCAUUCCUCACGCAACUUCUCGCUGACGACGUCGUACAAAAAAGUUGUACCUCAAAUCAGCAGGUUGCAGUGGAAGGAAAAUGCUGCCUCAGAGGAUGAAAAAGGUCAUUACCGACAACCCAAAACAACUUGCUGACUUGAUCGACCUUGUAAACCUGCCCUCAACGCUCAGAGAAUUCACGGGUCAGUCGCAGACCUCGCGUUUGGGGUGCUUUACGCGUGUUUGGUCGUACAUCAAGGAGAACAAACUCCAGGAUCCAAAUAACAAGAAUCUGGUCAAUUGUGAUGCUAAAUUGAAGCAAAUUCUGUUGGGUAAAGGCCAAGUCGAUCUUGCUGAACUUCCUAUGCUGAUUAAGCUGCAUUUCCCGAAGCAGCAGAAAUGAUCUUCACGUUUGCAAGUCAAAGAUGGCUGACACCAACUCUUGCUUUCGCAUUCCUUUCUAUAGAUCGGAUGAAAACACAAAGUUUAUGUAAUAGUCAGAUGGUCAAGGAAUUAUUUCUGUUAGUGGCGAGUUGGCAGGUUAUCCUUUCCAUCGCUGCCUUUAGAAUUUUUCUCAAAUGUUGUAGUUAGUAAUAUGACAUACAUGGAUAUCAGCUCUACAUAUAUUAUUGGUUAUUGCUGCCGUCAUGAGAAAAAUCCCAUUACAAUGAUAAUGAACUCUCUUUUACUCUGGUUUUUAGUUUUUAA
Molecule: messenger RNA, 832 nt
Organism: Coffea eugenioides
Lineage: Eukaryota; Viridiplantae; Streptophyta; Magnoliopsida; Gentianales; Rubiaceae
Product: upstream activation factor subunit UAF30
Exons: 3
Coding region: 225-527 (100 amino acids)
Cellular component (GO): nucleus
Source: RefSeq, a predicted model, not a curated record